Messenger RNA from Loxodonta africana (African savanna elephant), 2102 nucleotides. RefSeq names its product platelet factor 4-like. The coding region runs from base 122 to 448 and encodes 108 amino acids. The record is from RefSeq and is a predicted model, not a curated record. Gene Ontology annotation, biological process: chemotaxis; immune response; defense response. The transcript is spliced from 3 exons. Gene Ontology annotation, cellular component: extracellular region. Lineage: Eukaryota; Metazoa; Chordata; Mammalia; Proboscidea; Elephantidae. Gene Ontology annotation, molecular function: chemokine activity.
UCCACCCCAGGCUUCCGGACUGGACCGACAGUGGGGAUAAAAUAGGCCUGGAGCCACUUGCCUGCAGAAUCCCUGCCUUGACUUCCCCUCAGCAUUCCCAUCCCGGUGAAACCUCUGCGACAUGAGCCUCCCAAGGAGCUCUGGCGCCUGGCACGCUCGGCCCAGAAUGAGGCCACUGCUCCUGGGGCUCCUGCUCCUGCCAGCCAUGGUGGCCUUCGCCAAUGCCAGCGCUGAGCCUGCAGAAGAAGACUCAGACCUGCGUUGCUUGUGUGUGAGUACCACCUCCACGGUCCAUCCCAAGCACGUCAUCAGCCUGGAAGUGAUCAAGGCUGGACUCCACUGUCCCAAGGCCCAACUGAUAGCCACUUUGAAGAAUGGGAGGAAGAUUUGCUUGGACCAGCAGGCCCGCUUGUAUAAGAAAAUAAUCAAGAAACUUUUGGAGAAUUAGCUACUAGCUGCCUAGAUCUGUAUAUUUGCUACAUAACUUCUUUUUUUUUUUUUUUUUCACUUUCAAUCUAACUCUGAAAGAAUCCUCUGAUGUUUACAUUAGCCUUCAAAUACUAAAUAAACAAAAUAGAUCAAGUUGUGGCAUGUUUAAAAAUAUUUCUUAAUAACGGAGCAAAGAAAAUAGUGGUAACAGUCACAGUUUCAUGUAAGAAAAAUCUCCAGAAUUUUAUGGAAAAAAAAUAUUUAAGGGAGGUUUGUUAGUAAAAACUGGUUUUCCUUGGAGUUUUAUGUUAGCUGAUACAUGUAUAUACCUGCAUUUAAUCUCUGCCCAUUUAGUUUUUUCACCUUAUGCACUGUCACUUAAAGUAUCUUUUUAAAGUAGAUACAAGUGACUUCCCUGACUAAAAUCUUCAAGAUCUGUGCUCCCUAGCACGGCACAUAGCUUGUGCCACGCUUACUUCCCUUCCUGAGCCUUUGUUUCCUCAUCUGUGAGACGGCCAUUUUGUAGUGCCUCAUAGAUUAUCGUGAGCACUAAAUGAUAUGAUUGUCAAAGCUGAGCAGUACACAUGGUUAAGAGCUCCACUGCUAACCAAAAGGGCGGUGGUUUAGACCCAAGCCAGAAGUGCCUUGGAAAAAAAGGCCUGGUGAUCUGUUUUCAAAAAGUCAUAGCCAUGAAAACUCAAUGGAGUACUGUUCUAUUCUGACAUACAUGUGGUCUCCAGGGGUUGGAAUAAACUUGACAGCAACUGGAAGGUGAAGAAAAUGAGAUGAUAUAUGGAAAUCUAUGCUUAAAAAAAUUUGCAACUAUUAAGUAUUAUGACUGCUAUCAAUAUUGCUCUCAAUGAACCAUCCCAGUCAGUUUGGAGUAUUAAGUAGGACAUUUAACAGAGUGAGUGAAAUAAAAAUUUCUGAAAUCAAAAGAACUCUGGAGAGAAUAAUUUGGAAAUGAGGUGUGGUUGAUAAGAUACUGUUUUUGUUUAUUUAGCUUCUGCUGCCUGCCUCAAACAACAUACUUAGUUGGAUUCAAUAAUUAGUAGGUCUGACUCAAAGGGUCAUAACAAAUUUUGCAAAGUCAUCCAAUGCUGGUAUCAUUUUAAUCCUCACUUCAGAAUUACCUUGGUCUAACCAUCCUGAGAGUAUUUUCAAGUUGCUGCCUUUAUCAGCAAAGGGCAUCUGGGUAGAUUAUUGCUGGCAGGAAAAACCCAAGUCAAACAGUAAUUUACUAUAGCUCCUUGCUGUGCAGACAUUCAUGGAGUGACACAGUUUGAACAUUCUUAAACUUUUUUUUUUUUAAGCUGGCUGGAAACAGCAGAAAAUGUCCACAAACUAGGAACUUAUGGUAUAGUUCGACCCCUAUCAACAUAACAAAACCACCAGAGGGAUAUUUUGCUCUUGGAGAUUGUUCUGUAGUUUUGUAAUGUUUGCUCGUUUUCUUUCUAAGGCCUUCGUGGUAAAACUGGUUUCCUCUUCAAUGCAUAGAACAUUGGGGGUUUAGUUGGUUUUGAAAAUAUAUGUGUAUUUUUUUCUCAUUAUAAGACAAUGAAUUCUCAUUCUAGAUAACAGAAAAUAAAGAAUACAGAAAUAAAACUAAUUUCACCACUUGAAGGCAUUCUUUUCCUUUUUCAAAACAGUAGUUGUUUCUUAUGGUUAUAAGA